Molecule: messenger RNA, 1341 nt
Organism: Drosophila sulfurigaster albostrigata
Lineage: Eukaryota; Metazoa; Arthropoda; Insecta; Diptera; Drosophilidae
Gene: Cpr64Ac
Product: cuticle protein 21
Exons: 2
Coding region: 375-1037 (220 amino acids)
Cellular component (GO): extracellular matrix
Source: RefSeq, a predicted model, not a curated record
UUCCAUUGAGAAAAACGAGCAGCAAAUGCGAAUGACGAAAUGUGCGAGACAAGACAUGAAAUUGCACUAGGAGCACAGAUCACAGCACAGAGCAGAGAAACGCACGAGAUGCGAGCAUGUGCAUCGCACCACCUCAGCUGAGCAAAGAUCGGAUUCGAUCGUAUUGGAGAUCUCAAGAUCUCAACUUGAUACGAGCAAUUGUCACUUGCCAUUAGCCUGUCCAAAAGCGGGAGAGUGGCAACUGCCAACUGCCAACUGGCAACCAGCAAAGUGGCAAGUGGCAAGUGCGGGGGAACUCUGCCACAAAUGGUUAGCGCUUUGAUUCGCUGUUGCGCGCUGGCAACACGAAUAUAAAACUGAAGAACUCGCGGAAAAUGCAUCUCACAGUCGAGUUGAGUUCUUGCAGUGCAGACACACACACAGCAUCCAUCUCUCCAGUCUCCACAUCCAAGCCACACACAUCCUUUGCAAUGUUCGUCCAGACUGUGUGCCUAUUGGGUUUGACGCUCUCCGUGGCGUUGGCAGUUCCCAUCGAUCCCUAUGGUCCUUCGCUGAUCGCUGCUCCCGCCAUCUCGUAUGCGGCACCCAAGAUCCUGGCCGCUCCCGCUAUCUCGUAUGCGGCACCCAAGAUCCUGGCUGCCCCCGCUUUGGCUGUGGCCAAGGUCGCCGUGGCUGAGCCCUACGAUCCCAAUCCACAGUACAGCUUCUCGUAUGGCGUCACCGAUCACCACACCGGCGACUCCAAGCAACAGGAGGAGACACUCGUCAACGGCGUCGUCCAUGGCAGCUACUCGCUGGCCGAACCCGAUGGCACCAUUCGCAAGGUGACCUACACCGCCGACAAGAUCAACGGCUUCAACGCCGUUGUCGAGAAGAAGGGCGUCGCUGCUGUUGCUAUUGCUAAGCCAGCGUUGGCUGUGGCUGCAGUGCCCACAAUCACCAAGCUGGCGGUGCCGGCUAUCACCAAGAUUGGUUACGCUGCGCCAGCUUAUGCUGCACCCGCGUACGCCGCCUCUGGCUAUGGUGGACACUACUAGACUACGUAGGCUGCGUUCACUGGACUCUACCAUAUCAAACGACAACCACCAAUCCUGGACAAUGCGAUCAGGAUCAUUGUUGAAUAGUUCUAGUUCUAAAUAUGCUAUCUAAAAACAAAAACCCGAAACACAACGUGCGUGCUGCUCUGUCAAUCGAUUGCCGUAUCUCCGCAUCAUUCCUAUCCCGGACAACCUAAAUUUAGCUCUUAGGGUUACCGUUUUCUAGGGGAUUUUGGGGGACGGCUAACGGCCAUUUAUCUAGUGAUUACUUAUCUGCAUCUACUGAAUAAAAGUUUCGGUACAA